AUGAAAGUGCUGUGCAGCUUGCUCGGGUUGUUGUCUGCAGUCGCUGCCAACACUGCGAGUCUGCCUGAUGCCGACCACAGUGCACUGGAGCAGCAAUUGACCAAGCCGAAUGCACUCUAUGGCCCGCUAGCGGAAGCCAACGGAUUCACCCCUGAAGCCAUCAACUCACACACAAACUUGGAACUAUCCCAUGAAACCUCCUUGCAAGGACAAACCGAGGCCGCUGAAACCCCAGUAGCCACGUUCAGCGAAGUCAACGCGCCGACUGACGAGGACGACUUGGAUUCUGACACCCCCGGAACAAGCCCCUCCAAUGUGCCUCGUACGAGUUCGCGUCGUCCGACUACGAAGUCUCCGAGUUCUAACGGUCCGCCGCUUCCCACGGCGCCUGUGUCACCGACGGACGACAAUGGCAAUAGUCCCUACCCGACUCGUGUGCCAACUCCGAACAGUCCGCCGCUUCCCACGGCCCCUGUGCCGUCGACGAGCUCACCAAUGGACGACGAUGGCAUCGACUGCGACGACGAUGACAAUAGUGACAAUGGUGACAAUGGUGACAAUGGUGACAAUGGUGACAAUGGUGACAAUGGUGACAAUGGUGACGACGACAUGGACUGCGACGACGAUGACAAUAGUGGCGAUGACAAUAGUGGCGAUGACAAUAGUGGCGAUGACGACGACGGGUUGGAUUGCGACGACGAUGAUGUCCCAGUCACGAACUCGCCUAAUUAA
Aphanomyces astaci is the source of this 732-nucleotide messenger RNA. RefSeq lists its product as hypothetical. The record is from RefSeq and is a predicted model, not a curated record. Bases 1 to 732 code for a protein of 243 amino acids. The transcript is spliced from 2 exons. Lineage: Eukaryota; Oomycota; Saprolegniomycetes; Saprolegniales; Verrucalvaceae.